CACAUUCCCUCUGUCAGCCCGUCCUCGCUCUGCUGCCUACUCUGCUUACUACGGGAUAUCUGUGAUUGGCUCUGGUCCUGCUCCUUUCCCGCCCCCCUCCGGUGGUUGUAUGUAAAUCUGACCGGGACUUAGCCAGAGGGUGAGGUUGGGGCUGGUGUCUCCCACCUCGGCGACGCACAAAAGAUCCGAGAGCGGACGAGGUGAGAUCACUGCGCUGCCGGAGCUGUCCACUCUGUCGUGGUCCUGAACUCCACAACAUCUCUUAUCCUUCGCGCUGGCUUUACUUUAAUACAUUUGUGGAUAUUUUUUUUAUUUUUAUUUUUUUGGAAAGGAUUUACACAAUCUGUUUCGGCUGCGUAUUUUCCCAAACUUCUCCCGUGGACAUCCCUCUCUGUCCUCACCGGAAAUUACACACCGGCCGUGGAUUUCACCGGCUGAGCUCCAGGUUAUUACUUGGUUGCUUUGAUCAACGAUCUUCUGCUCCUGUUUGGAUUAUCUUUUCUGGAUGUUUUACGGUUGUCCACACAGAAAAAGACCAAUGAAGACAGCCGGAUGGUGGUUGGUUACCAUUUUACUGGUGGGGAUCUCUGGAUUUGGAGCCACUGGGAGAUCCGACAAAGAAGGAUUUGGGUCUCAGCUCUAUCGACCGGUCGUAAAAUUCCGACACAAGGAUGGGAUCCCAGAGAGCUUGAGGGUGAAGGGUUUUAUGGGACACAGGAGCAAUCCAGGUCCAUGUGAGCAUAAGUACUGUGGCCUGGGACGCCAUUGUGUGGUCAACCAUGAGACUGACCAAGGGGAGUGCAGAUGCUUGGAUCAUUGCAAACCACACUACAAACCUGUGUGUGGGUCAGAUGGAAAGCUUUACCAAAACCAUUGCGAGCUCCACAGAGCAUCCUGUCUACAAGGACACAGGAUCACCAUCAUGCACAGCGAAGAGUGCUUCUACAAGGAUGAUGACUGCAGGCUGAAUGACUACCGUCGGCUAAAAACCAAGAUUCUGGAUUUGCAUGACAAACGAUACAUGGGUGCUGCUAAUCAUGGGGCUCACAAGGACAGCAUGACAGCACGGAAGCAACUGGUUGAUUUGAUGUUUAAACGCUUCGAUGCAGAUAGGAAUGGUCUGAUAGAUGCAAGUGAACUCUCACAGGUCAUCAAGCAUGAAGGUCUGUCCAAGGAUAUAUCUGAGUGCACAUUGUUCGACCUGCUGAAGUACAAUGACAUUAACGAUGAUGAGCACCUUACGAAAGAAGAAUUCUACACAGCCUUCGAUGUGUACCUUCUCAACCUCCCAGAUGAGCAGAAAGUGAGCGUCACAACGGUUACCGUUGGCCAGAGCGCUGUGUUGACCUGCGCCAUCACAGGAGAGAGGAGGCCUCCUAUUUUAUGGAAGAGGAACAAUAAGUAUCUGAACUCCCUGAACCUGGAGGACCUCAGUGAUUUUGGGGAUGAUGGCUCGCUGUACAUCACCAAGGUGACCACCACCCACAUGGGUAACUACACCUGUCAUGCCGAUGGGUAUGAAAAACUGUUCCAGACCCACAUUCUGCAAGUGAAUGUCCCUCCUGUCAUCAGAGUUUACCCAGAGAGCCAAGCCCGGGAGCCAGGAGUCACUGCCAGCCUGCGGUGUCACGCCGAGGGUAUCCCCAGUCCACAACUCUCUUGGCUCAAGAAUGGCAUGGACAUAAAGACCAAGCUGUCCAAACAGCUUACUCUGCAAGCUAAUGGAAGUGAGGUGCACAUCAGCAACGUGCACUUUGAAGACACUGGGGCCUAUACCUGCAUAGCCAAGAACGAAGCCGGUGUGGACGAGGACAUCUCUUCCCUGUUUGUGGAGGACUCGGCUCGCAAAACCUUGGCAAACAUCUUGUGGCGUGAAGAAGGUCUUGGCAUUGGUAACAUGUUUUACGUGUUCUAUGAAGAUGGGAUUAAAGUGAUUCAGCCAGUGGCAUGUGAGAUACAGAGACACAUUAAACCCAGUGAGAAGCUGCUGGCUCUGCAGGAGGAGGUUUGCCCCACCUUGCCUGGAGAGGUGUUGCAGAGGUGUGUGUGGUCAUCCGCUGUCAACGUCAAGGACAAGUUUAUUUAUGCAACACAGCCAACCUUGGACCGAGUGCUCAUAGUUGACGUCCAGACUCAGAAAGCUGUCCAGACCGUCAGAACUGAUCCUUAUCCUGUGAAGCUCCAUUACGACAAAUCUCACGACCAAGUGUGGGUGCUGAGCUGGGGAGACAUGGAGAAGAACUUCCCCACACUCCAGGUGAUCAAUCAAGCCAGUGGAAAAGUCUCCCAUCACACCGUUCACACCCAGCCGAUCGGCAGGCACUUCGAUAAGGUGGAAGACUUCUUCAUCCCCACCUCCAGCCUCAUCGUAAACCACAUCAGAUUUGGACUCAUCUUUCAUCGAAAUGAGCCUGUUAUCUACAAGAUUAACCUGGAGACUACAACUUAUGUCAACAACAUCAGUUUGUGGGAGUUUAACUGCAUCCCCAAGUCUGUAGCUUACACCCAUGUGGGGGGCUACUAUUUUGUUAACUGCAAACCCGACUCUACCGGCGCCACACAGCCCCAGCUUAUCUUAGACAGCGUAACAGACAAUGUGAUUGGGCAAAACCGUGAUGUCACAGGCUCCCCUUACGUCUCUCCAGAUGGUCAUUACUUAGUCACAGUGGAUGAUGAUAACGGCCUAAUGAGAAUCCAGACCAUUUCUGAGCGUGGAAAGAUCCAGGAGCCCUUUGACAUCCAUACCAACCUUCACCUGUCUGAUUUAGCAUUCCAGCGCUCGUUCACAGAGAUCCACCAGUACAAUGUGUUUGGCAGCUCUGGCCGUCAAACUGAUGCACUGUAUGUGGAGCUGAUGACCGGCAAAGUCAAAAUGAUCAAGAGCUUGAAAGAGGCCAUCAAGUCGUUUGACUGGCCUUGGAGCAGCAAGAACAGGGUCAUUGUGAGUAGUGGACUUUUCGGGCAGUAUAUCAUGACCCCAUCCAGAGAGUCACUCUUUAUUCUGGAUGGACGUCUCAACAAGCUUAACUGUGAAAUUACAGAUGUUCUCAAGGGCAAUGUGGUUGUAUGGGUCGGGGAUUCUUAGGUCAUGACGUCAAGACUCACUGGGUUUUGUUUUCCUUCAAAGGUACAGUUGCACUGAAUUUUGUUGCUGUUGCUGUUUAAUUUUGUAAGAACAACAGAGUUGAAAAUUUAAUAAUUAAAUGUAUUUGUUAGUCCACUGGGUAAUGGCUGCCAUUGAAACUAUAAAACAUGGAAGGAAUAACUGAUUAGACUGUUUAUAAAAGCUUACCUGGAAAUUUGCUUCUCUCAGAAAGUGACUGCUAUAUGCAACAUUGGGUUUACUAAGUAUGUAAAAAUAUAGUAGGUGACCACCUGAUGAUACUGUAAAUAAAUUGGAAGAAAUUUAUUGGAAGAUUUUAUUUGUCCAGAUCAACUCUCUUGGUUGGAUUUCACCUGCCCCCAACUUUUUCCUUGUGCCUUUAAGGAAAAUACCCUCCAUCUGAGGAAUAAGCCUAAUUAUUCCCAGUGUGGCUGCAGACUACACCUCUUUCUUUGACCCCUUCAUUCAUAGCGAGUGUAGUUCUUCAAGAAUCUGCCUCUCUCAUCAGUAUGUCCGUCUUUCGCAGCCAUGUAUCUAAUUAAAAGGAGCCCUUGCUGUGAUCCCAUCUUGUUUGAAGAGGCGAUGGAGUGCUUCAUUAUGGCAGCACACUCUGUAACCUUUGAUCCAAAUUCAUAACCGGCUUUUGAGGGUUUUGACCACUGUAGUUUCGUUUUGUUUGUCCCCCCCUCCUUUGUAUUCUACAGCUUAAACAUGAGAGCGAUCUGUGAUGCUAAAAUUCAACCAGGGUUAUGCACAAAGUUGUUUCAAAAAGUCUCCCAGCCACAGAAUCAAUGUAGUGAUUGCUGUUAUAACUUCUAUUCCUUGGUCCAAAACAAAGAUCUUAAUGUAUAGUUCGGUGUGGUAAAAAUGCUUCGUCUGCUCUGCUUUGCAGCAUGGUUUCAGUGGAUGUUUUAAAUGUGAACUAAUGAAAAGUCAGAACUCUGGAGGAUGGUGUAGUUGUGGUUUGUGUAGAUGGUAUUUGAGGACACGCCUUGAAUGUUAGAGGCAACUUUUUGAGAUGCUUCAGGAGUAGAUUUGUAGCUUGUCAGACAUGGAAACUGUCACCUGCUGGACACAUUUCUAUGCAUUUUCUCCCUUACCCUCUAACUCUAUAACACAAUGGGUAAUUACUUAAAUUGAGUUAAACCUUUAAAUGUUGGUUUAUUAUAGGAGGCUUUUGUCUUUCCCGUUCACCUCAGUUUGUUUCCUUUUCCAAUCACCUAUUUUCUCUCCUAGAUAUAAGUUGGUAAUGCUGAUUAUGAACCCUGUUCUGUACAUAGCUGCUGACUGUGAAUCCAUUAGUUUUUCAUGCGUGCACACAUUGCUCAUUUUAAAACCAAAUACUCAGCACAGUCCUUUUACAGAAUGAAAACAUUCAACUGUUAUCUUCUUCCUGUUCCUCUGUACAUUGUGAUCAAAGCUUUCAGCCUCAUAUAUCCAUGUUGUAUGUUCCCUCAUGUGAUUGUUGUUUAGAAAAAUAAAUCCUGCUUGUCAUUUUACUCAAUAA
Cyprinodon variegatus (sheepshead minnow) is the source of this 4610-nucleotide messenger RNA. RefSeq names its product follistatin-like 5 (gene fstl5). Bases 506 to 3085 code for a protein of 859 amino acids. Gene Ontology annotation, biological process: regulation of BMP signaling pathway; multicellular organism development; cell differentiation. The transcript is spliced from 16 exons. NCBI's taxonomy places the organism in Eukaryota, Metazoa, Chordata, Actinopteri, Cyprinodontiformes, Cyprinodontidae. Gene Ontology annotation, molecular function: protein binding; calcium ion binding. The record is from RefSeq and is a predicted model, not a curated record.